UACUCGGUGGUAAACUUAGAAGUUAGAUUAUUUUAUGAAAUAGAAGUAUAAUAGACUACAAUUAAAAAUUAUUAUUGACCGAUAGUGAUAGGUUUAAUAAUAAUAAAGUCGCCGUUAAGAUUGGUGUUGCCUGCUUUCUGUGAAGUAUAACGUUAUAGGUUUGGAGUUAGACGUUACUAAGUCGUAGGACUGAAAGUAAUUGAAUUGGGUGAUGCAAUGUAUGUCAACGAGUCGUUACCUGUACAACUGUGACAGAACAGACAUCCAAAGUUAACUUACGGUGUUAUAAAACGAAAAUAAAAUGCUUGUUGGUACUGCAAGAUAUAGGUCAUUCUUUUACGAUCGACGUAUUUAUUCCCAGGUUAAAUUGUUAGUGGAGAUUAUUUCCCAGCGUUGUCAUCUAAUGUCCAGCAUGGCCAACUGUGAGAAGAGGCUAAGAGCCCUGUUUCGGGGAGCAGAUGCUGUUUGCUUUGAUGUUGACUCCACAGUUUGUCAGGAUGAAGCUAUUGAUGAACUUGCAAAAUUUGCUGGAAGAGAGAGAGAAGUAGAAGAAAUGACUCGCAAAGCUAUGCGUGGUGGUAUAACUUUUAGAGAUGCCUUAUCAAGACGACUGGAUUUAAUUCAACCUUCUGUUGCCAUGUUAGAAGACUAUUUGGAAACCCAUCCACCACUAUUUACUCCUGGAAUUAGAGAACUUGUGAAACUUCUCCAUCAACACGGUGUCCAUGUAUACUUGGUAUCUGGAGGAUUCCAGACCAUCAUUGAACCCGUUGCUCGAGAAUUAGACAUUCCAAUGAAAAACAUUUUUGCAAAUCGCCUCAAGUUUUAUUUUAAUGGAGAUUAUGCUGGAUUCGAUGAAAACCAGCCAACAUCAAGGCAAGAUGGAAAAGCUCAAGUUGUUAAGUAUUUGAAACAGUAUUAUGGUUAUCAACGAUUAGUAAUGGUAGGAGAUGGCGCUACUGACCUUGCUGCGUGUCCUCCUGCUGAUGGAUUUAUUGGAUUCGGUGGAAAUCAGGUGAGAGAGAAGGUUAAACAAGAGUCAAAAUGGUUUGCUGGAUGUUUCAGUGAAUUAAUAGACGAACUGAAGAAAAAUUAGGCCUAAGAUGAACAAUUUGACUUCAGAAAACUCACAUUGUUAAUGGAUUAUUGUGCUGACAUUUAUUUAAAAAAAAAUCAUUUAUUGUUGCCCAUUCACGAAACAAUAUAUGUUUUAAGUGCAUUGUUUAAAAUUUUCAUAGAUCCUUGUGAUAAAAAAUGUAUUCCCAACAUCAACAAUGAAGAAAGUUGGUUUUAAAAAAUGGAACGGGAUGUGUUGACAUUGUGACAUUAAUUGAACACCUAAACGUGACACUGGGGUGUGAUAAUUAUACCUAAACUAUCUUUACUAUAGGCAUUUUAAUGUGUGUUAUUACUAGGCCUACUUUCUUUCCUAUGGCCAGGACAAACAAAUUAAGGUAUGUAGCGCAAGGAAGUUAAAAUUAUAUUUGAAUUUGUUUAUUGAAUAUGAUUCACUAAAAAUUUGCCCCCCUCCCCCUUUAGAUCACAUGCUGGGAUUGUAUUAUAAUGUUUUUAGUAAAUAUUAUCCAUUAUUUGUUGAAAUUACUAGACCGUUUGCUAAGCCUAAGCCUUUCCGCUACUAUACAAAAAACAAACCGUUGUCUCAUGAAUGAAGCAUUUCUUUGUUCUUUUUUAAUUUUAUUUAAACAUGCAUUCGAACUGUAAGUAAUUAAUUUUGUCACCUUUCAGCUCGUUUAUGAAUGUUAAAAUAUUAAAAUAUAAUACGUGUGAAUUUAAGGGCAAUAAAUUAAUGCAAAAUAUGUUGAA
Molecule: messenger RNA, 1824 nt
Organism: Limulus polyphemus (Atlantic horseshoe crab)
Lineage: Eukaryota; Metazoa; Arthropoda; Merostomata; Xiphosura; Limulidae
Gene: aay
Product: phosphoserine phosphatase-like
Exons: 6
Coding region: 302-1096 (264 amino acids)
Biological process (GO): L-serine biosynthetic process; dephosphorylation
Cellular component (GO): cytoplasm
Molecular function (GO): magnesium ion binding; L-phosphoserine phosphatase activity
Source: RefSeq, a predicted model, not a curated record